AAUUGGUUUUUAUCAAUGCUGUGCGCGUUAACAAAAAUUAUCGACUUUAUUUAGCGAUAUUAACAAAAUACCAACGAGUAAUGCAGAUAAGAAACCCAGAAAAAAGUUCUUUUGAAUAUACUGUACAAUACGAAUGUAAAUGACGCAUAAGGGGUGGUAGUCGAAUCGUUGGAGAUAUUGACGUUGAAACUGGUUCGCAGAAUCGCCUUAUUCGUUUUAGUUACAGAUGUGAAAUAAGUUAAUAUCUAUCAAUGUGAAUUUGCAGUGUUUCUCUUUCUAUAGUGAUUUCAACCAUGUUACUCGUGAAAAAGCGCUGAUAUUGUUUUUAUUUGACACUUCAAUUUUGUUUCAGUUUGAAGAUACGUUUCGCUAAAAAUCCAACAUGUCCGUGGUGGAGUUGGUAAAGAAUUUCAAGACAAUAAUAAAAGUACCCAGUUUGAUCGACAAACCAAUCACUGACAAUACAGUUUUCCGACUUCAUUACCGAACUACGACGUUAAUUUUCUUCUCCUGUUGCGUAUUCGUGACAGCUUACACGCUAUUUGGUGAUCCAAUUCAAUGUAUAGGAGACACCACAGAUGAUGGUAAACUCAAAGUAGCGAAUACUUUUUGUUACUUGGGGUACACGUAUACCAUACCAACAAAUCGAUAUGGAAAUGAGAAACUCGAUGGAUUAGGGCCAAAAGAACAUGGUGAUAAAGUGAAAUAUCAUAAUUAUUAUCGAUGGAUUCCGUUGAUGCUGUUUUUACAAGGUGCUUUAUUCUACGUACCACAUUGGAUUUGGAAAAACUGGGAAGACAAAAAAAUUAUCCAUCUGACUGCAGGCAUACGAGGUCCAGUGGUAGAAGUCAAACCUGACGAUAAGAAUAAAUUGAAGAUUUUGGCGAAAUACAUGGUCCAAUCAUUACACACUCACAAUUCUUACGCGAAUACGUUUAUUUUUUGCGAAAUCCUCAAUUUUAUCAACGUGGUCUUGAAUAUAUACCUGAUCGAUUCAUUUCUGAACAACGAAUUCACAACGUAUGGCACUAGGGUAUUGGAAUUCACGGAUACUCCUCAAGAAAACAGAACGGACCCGAUGAUCGAAAUUUUUCCACGAUUGACUAAAUGCGAUUUCCACAAAGUUGGUCCGAGCGGAAACGUUCAAAAUUUCGAUUUCCUUUGCGUUCUCGCUUUGAACAACCUUAACGAGAAAAUUUACAUAUUUUUAUGGUUUUGGUUAAUCAUACUGGCUUGCAUUUCCGUAUUACCCAUCCUAUACAGCGUAGUAGUAUACCUAUCGCCUUUAGUACGCGGAUAUAUUUUAACAAGGUAUUACAUUUUGGGAGGAAAAUCCAGAAUACAAGAUGUUGCUAGGAAAACUCAAAUCGGAGACUUCUUCAUAUGGGAUCUAUUGGGUAAAAACAUGAGCUCCAAGUACUACCGUGAGUUUAUAAACGAGUUACACGCAUUAUUAAUGGAGAGAGAUACACCCGACAAACUUCACUACCCUUACCUCUCUGCAAACGAGGAUGAUACAAAAUUUUGAUGGUAAAAUAGGCCUAAUCGAGUAGGUGGAGAUUUUUUUUAAAUAUGUGUAAGUGUUCAAAAGUUUAUUUUAUUACGUGAAUUUUAUGUAUAAUUUUUUAAUGUUAAUAUUUUAUAUGAGUUUCUUAACGAAACUAUUCGAUUUCUUAAUUCAGUAUCAAGUAAUGAAUUCUAGAAAAUAUUAUUAGGUGAUAAUCAUGUUGUAUUUGUAAGCAAAUCGGAAAACGAUUUAUUCUAAAAAUUAUGAAUAGGUAAUUGUAUAGUCUAAUGGUACUAUUAGAACAUCUCGAACGCAAUAAAGCAAUUUGUGAAUGAUA
Messenger RNA from Planococcus citri (citrus mealybug), 1844 nucleotides. RefSeq names its product innexin inx3-like. The transcript has 7 exons. Gene Ontology annotation, cellular component: plasma membrane; gap junction. The coding region runs from base 383 to 1528 and encodes 381 amino acids. NCBI's taxonomy places the organism in Eukaryota, Metazoa, Arthropoda, Insecta, Hemiptera, Pseudococcidae. Gene Ontology annotation, molecular function: gap junction channel activity. Gene Ontology annotation, biological process: phototransduction. The record is from RefSeq and is a predicted model, not a curated record.